AUGGGCUGUUUUUUCGGACAAGAAACAACAAAGUCUGACACGAUCAGACAGGACACUGAAAGCAAUACUGUGCUUGCUAACAAAGUACUUUGCUUUGUGGUGUCAGGGCUUUCGAAAUCGUACAAAAUACCAUACGGUUUCUUUUUUACAAAUCAGUUAAGUGGAAAGGUGCUGUACCGCCUGACAAACCACGUAAUUGAUGAAGUUGAAAAGUGUGGUCUUCAAGUGAUAGGAGUUGUUACAGACAGUUACAAAAUUAAUGUUACUAUGAUGAGACAUUUCGGCAAUGGAUCACUGAAGCCAGUUGUGAGCCAUCCAUGCAACGUAGACAGGCAACUGUUUUUGUCAUUCGAUCAAUGCCAUAUCAUUAAAAAUGUGCAGAACCUCUUUCUUGAUGGCGAUAUGACAGAUGGCAGCCUCCCAAUAACAGGAUUGUUCAUAAAGAAACUGUAUGAGCUCCAAAAGAACGAAGUUGUUAAACUGGUUCGCUUUCCGACUCAAAAGCAUGUGGAACCCAGCAACUUCGAAAAGAUGAAUGUUGGGAGAGCGGUUCAGCUCUUUUCAGAUGAGGUGAUUGCUGCAGUUUCUUUUCUUAUGGAGUACUCGUAUCACCACCCGAAAGCUGAGCCCUUCAGAAACACUUCUGCGACUGUGGAGUUCAUGAAAGCAAUUCAGAAAUGCAUGUACGGUGCCUCUGUGUCAGCCUUGUGUGAGAAGAUUGUUCCUGAAGUUCCCACAGGGAUGCCUUCGGAAUCAGAAACUUCGAGCAGUACUCAAGCCACCUUGGCUGCAUGCGGCAGUGCCCUUUCUAGGUAG
Rhipicephalus microplus (southern cattle tick) is the source of this 816-nucleotide messenger RNA. RefSeq lists its product as uncharacterized. NCBI's taxonomy places the organism in Eukaryota, Metazoa, Arthropoda, Arachnida, Ixodida, Ixodidae. The record is from RefSeq and is a predicted model, not a curated record.